Molecule: messenger RNA, 778 nt
Organism: Sinocyclocheilus grahami
Lineage: Eukaryota; Metazoa; Chordata; Actinopteri; Cypriniformes; Cyprinidae
Product: protein cornichon homolog 4-like
Exons: 3
Coding region: 16-336 (106 amino acids)
Biological process (GO): vesicle-mediated transport
Source: RefSeq, a predicted model, not a curated record
ACUGUAAAUGAGCUGAUGUUUUGUUCUGGCGGUGAUGCUGUGGUUUGUGUUCAGUGGGUCAUUCCUGAGAUGAUCGCUCAGGCGCUGGCCACGGUCCUGAUGCUGGUCUCCAUGCACUGGUUUGUGUUCCUGCUCAACCUCCCUGUGGCAUCCUGGGACGUUUACAGAUACGUGAAGGUUCCCAUGGGGAACAUGGGAGUGUACGAUCCCACAGAGAUUCACAACAGAGGCCAGCUCAAGUCCCACAUGAAGGAGGCCAUGAUCAAACUGGGCUUCCACCUCCUCUGCUUCUUCAUCUACCUGUACAGCAUGAUCCUGGCUCUCAUCAACGACUGACCCGCAUCCGUCUUCACAACACAAACUGCCAAAUCAUGAACUGGCCUUUACAUAUUGUGAAGAAACUCCAUGCAUCCCAAUCAGAAGAUCAGCCCAGCUCUCCUCAACACAUCCUCACUAAUGACCCUCAGAAACACAAACCCCCCCACCGCAGGCGCUCUCCUUCGGUUUCUCUGAAUCUUGCACUGCUUCUCGGGGCUGAAGCAUCAAGACAGUGGCACUGAAUCCUGAAUCAUCUGUUUGACCAGCAACCACACAAAACAUGCUCAGUUUCCACCACUGGAUCCUAAAUCAAAUAAUACAAGGUAAUUGUGACUAUCACACAAUUCAGAUGUCUUUCUUGCAAUUCUGAGAAAGAAUGGCGAGAUUUUGAGAUAUAUUAGGAUUUUGUUUCAGAAUUGCGCGAUUCUGAACUGACAAAUUGGAAUUGCAAAAAAAAAAA